UCGCAGUGCAGACUUGAACUGUUUAGCCGAUUACUCGUAUUCAAAUCGGUCAAAAGUACGGCCUUGGUGGUUGUAACCGCAAAGUCCGGUUAAAAUGUCGAAAAGACCUCAUCACGACGAUCAUUUCGCCAGGAAGUCUAAGCAGAGAAGACACGGCGAGGACGGAAAGAGCGAGGAACGACGACCGAAGAAGAUCAAUCCGAAUCAUGAGACAUUGGGUCCUCGAAAUACUGAUCAAGAUCGCAAUGAAGCUGUUCUUGAGGAUGUCGUGUCCACCAGACAACUCCACACCCUGUUGGCAUUCCAACAACAUGACGUCCAGCCCAUGAGACAUGGAAUCCGGACAUUCAAAGGUUUCCUAGACUCCAUCUUGUACGGUGACCCCGACGGAGCCAGUCCGAAAAGGGCCGUUCUGAAAGAGUACCUCGAGCAGUUGCGAAAUGUCCAGCCUGAAACCGCAGACGAGGUGGACUUCGCAAAGGACCUCUGCAAAAUGUGGAGCUUCGCUAGCUCGACGGAUAAUGAGGCCCUCUAUGCUGCUGUGACCGCCGUCCUGGCAUUGCUCAUGAAGACCAUCUCUACCGACGUCGAUUUGACGCAAUAUGGCGAUCUACUUGGCAAGUCGCUUUUGCACGCAACCUAUGCAAAGCUAUUCUCCCGUGGUCUAUCGGCCCCGAAGCAUAGAGAGUACAUCAUCUCUCCAUGUCUUCGGCUCCUCUCCGAACUUGCGUCAUUCAACGGUGGAGCUCUCGUUCGGCUUGUGUACCGGAAUCGAGACUCCACCUUGGAGCCGAAGAUUAUGGCGCGGAAUCUAUCGAUCCAUCGUGAUGAGGAUGAGCAACCGGAUGAAAAUGGUUUCCAGAAACCGUCGGUCCGAUCGAACGCAGUGCGCUACUUGCUGGCUAUCCUUAAAUUUGGCAACGAAGGGAUCAAAACCGAUCUUGUCAAGCAGGCAAGCAUCUUCGGACGUCUGUUUGAGUUCGCCAAAUUCGAUCAUCCCGGUUUGGCGCUGGAGACCCUCGAUACGUUGAAGCAGCAUGUUCUGCUGGAUAAGCAUCUCAUGCGGAAAGACAAAGGCCGAAUUUUCAAUGGACGAAGCUUGACAAACUUAUUACCUGUAGCUCGUCGCGAGGUACCAGCGGGCGACGGAGAGGAUGUAGCACGCAAGGUAGUCAACGCUACCUAUGCUUUCCUCACUUUCGUUUGCACGAAUCCCGAGUCUGGAGUCUUACCUCGCCUUCGAAAGGCAGAUCCCACAGGUGGCACGGAAGGAGAACAACAAAACGAAUCCGGUCCUCAAACUCGGAUCCUAUCAGAUGUUUGCAAUGUUUUGAGGCCCCACAGUAUUGCGGAUGAGGCAGAGAUUCUGAUGCAAAUCUUCGCUCGCGUGCCGCCUGUGCUUCCCAUUUACUUCAAGAAGCCUGAGGCGAUGCCAUUCGACCCCAAACUAACCGCCACCUGGAUCGGCUAUGCCUCGUUCCUCUUCAAAGCUGUGCAGGCCCCAUUCCCGGAACUUACUUCGAAGACAUCCCAGGUGCCUUUAGAGGACCUUGUGGAGUUCGUCCUGCCGGGGCCACUUACUGAAAAGGCCUUGACACGAUGUUUCAACCACAGCUCCGAGCUCAUCAAUCUCUUUGCAAUCCGAAUUCUUAUCAAGAGCAUGGAGAAACUACAGGCCGUCACAGCCCAGUUGCGCCAGCACCCACAGUUUGAAGACGCAUUGGAGACCCUCCAGGCCGAAUUCGCCAAACGAUGCCCUGACAUGAAGACAGCCGUAACCAUGUUCCGACGUUUGAGCGACGACAAAAUCAUGGAGCGCGAAGCAGCCUCUCGCUUACUCACGAUGUACUUCUCGGCGCUCCCACAAGUUGCUUUGCGCGAACAAUUCGACAUCUCGGUUGCUCUGACGCAAAAGCUCGAGCGCUUGGCGAAAGCCCCCGCUAACAAUGGAGGGAAAGAAGAGUCAGCUGAGGAUGAGCACGAACGACAAUUGCAUUUGCUGGACCUGGAGCACCUUGUAUAUGUUGCUGGCUGCUCGCCUGGAUUCCAGUGGUGGAACCGUUCGGAGAAGCUGCAGUACUCGCCUUUCAUUGCGCUCUUGAAGGUCCUCGUGGCGUCCACUGACCGUGCUUCCGGCCAAAUUCUGGAUGUAUUGACGAAUGUCGUAUCCGACAAUGGCAUCCUACAGUUGGAGACCAAGCCGACGGGAUUGAGCGCGCUGGUGACCAGCCUGCGUGCUGUCAAAGACGUGGAUCAGAGCCUGGCGUUCCUGGAUGAGUGCAUCAAUCGAUUCGUCCGGAAGCAGAUUAAAUAUGGCGAUGAUUUGGAACAGAUGCUUGCUGCAGACGAGUCGAAGUCUGAUGGCGUUGUCAAACCGGUUAGUCCGAUAAUCGCUGUUCUGGCUGAACAGUGGCCGUUCCUCCAGAAGAAGGAUGAAGCGACCGUUACUUCAGUGUCAGCGUGGGUCAGCGGACUGCUGGUGACACUCGCCGGGUGUGGUGAAAAUCUUGCGGUUUUGAAUAUCGUCAGGCAGAAGCUUUACGACACCUGCAGCUCGAAGAAGUCGGCCAAGUUGCUCCGCGUUGAUCUCAAGGAAGCAAAGCUCCCGCUAUCGGAGCAGCCCGUUGUGAAAGAAAAGGCUCCAGCGAAGACGGAUGAAGUAACAGAGGUUUCUCCCACCGGUGAACUCACGGUGCCGGACUUCCUGGCCGCAGCGGGACUCAAGGAACACGGAACGGAUGACUACCCCGGACUGACGCGCUGGAUGCAGAAAGACGUGGAAUCCGCGAUCAUGGAUGGCGACGUCGCCGAGCUGAUUCUCUGCCUCUGCGCCGAGCCGCCCGAGAUCCGGAAGCAAGCCAUGCUCAACGGCUGGAAGUUCGCUGAAAAAGUCAAAGCCUCGUCUUAUGCCGCCGCGCAGCAGACCUACAUGAUGUUCGGCGAGCUGCUCUCGACGGCCGAAGAUAUCAUUGAACAGGAGCGAUUGCCGUUCACCGCGGCAGCGUUCGCGAUCAAAGCGUUGCCGAUCCUCGCGGAGCCGUCCGGGGCCCUGUAUCCGAAGAUCAACAUCUUCCUGAUGCGACGACCGAAGUGGACGAUUGAUCGGAUCCCGACGCAUUUUGCGGGGAAGAUCCUGCUGAAUUCGUCGCAGGAAGGGGAUAAGUUCCGGAUGGAGACGCUAUGGCUUUUGGACUACUUUAUUGAGGCGCUACGAUCUCCAAAGGACAUGGAAAUCUUUCGUACGCGCCAGCUCUUUGAGCGGAUUCUGAUAUUGUAUUCCUCGCCCUAUUCGACACUACAGAUUCGACAACGGGUUCUCGCAUUGCUAUACCGCGCGACGUUCGUCGAUGGCAGCACGGCCCUCAUUACCCGACAUGGGGUGAUCGCCUGGAUCAAGAUGCAGAUGAAGUCUUGGAGCAAACACCAGAACGAUUUGAAGGUUAUUUUAGGGAGGCUUUUGGAGAUGUGUGAUAAGGAGAAGGUGAAGGAGUGGAGCAAUGGGACGGCGGAAGGGAUUGUCGAUGAUACCCUGAAAGCCUGAGCUUGUAGAUCUAAAACCAAUGGAGGAACGCGAAGGGGCCAUGCCGUUCUGCUCCAUGUAUGCAGCCUAUGUGGUCUAUUUCUAUGAACCAGUUCCAUGCUCGUCAUGAGCCGAAUGUAUCGCAUGGUUUCUCAUAUGCCGAGAAUCUAGC
This is a messenger RNA of Eremomyces bilateralis CBS 781.70, 3692 nucleotides long. RefSeq lists its product as uncharacterized. Gene Ontology annotation, cellular component: nucleolus. Gene Ontology annotation, biological process: maturation of LSU-rRNA from tricistronic rRNA transcript (SSU-rRNA, 5.8S rRNA, LSU-rRNA); maturation of 5.8S rRNA from tricistronic rRNA transcript (SSU-rRNA, 5.8S rRNA, LSU-rRNA). Bases 95 to 3541 code for a protein of 1148 amino acids. The transcript is spliced from 3 exons. NCBI's taxonomy places the organism in Eukaryota, Fungi, Ascomycota, Dothideomycetes, Eremomycetales, Eremomycetaceae. The record is from RefSeq and is a predicted model, not a curated record.